UACGACGCUCAUGAACGUGUUCUGCUAUGCCGCCUCGCAAUUCCUACAAUGCCGACAGCACGUAAAGGCAGCAGCGUGCUUCACGACACCAGAGAUCAAAUCCAUCAUUGCAGCGCUGCACGUCAAACCCUGUGGUCCAACCAUGGCUGCACUUUUCAAAGCAAGGAAAGCUGUCUGUUUGUGUCUAAGUGGCUGUCGAAGACUGUCUCAGCUGGCAGAGUUACCAGAGACUCAUCAGAUACUGAGGCAGACCUGCAGAGACUACGCUGACAGGGAGCUGACCCCCAUCGCUGCCAGACUCGACAAAGAGCACACGUUCCCCACCAAACAGAUUCACGAGUUGGGGGCGAUGGGGUUGAUGGCCAUGGAGGUACCAGAGGAGCUGGGUGGAGCCGGGAUGGACUACCUGGCGUACAGUCUGGCUGUGGAGGAAAUCAGCCGAGGCUGCGCCAGCACCGGGGUGGUGGUCUCUGUUAACAAUUCUCUUUACAUCGGACCGAUUUUGAAGUUUGGUACAGAAGAGCAGAAAAAGCAGUGGAUCACUCCGUUCACCACCGGAGAGAAGGUGGGCUGCUUCGCCCUCAGUGAGCCAGGUAAUGGCAGUGAUGCAGGUGCAGCCUCCACCGUGGCUCGUCAGGAGGGAGAUGAGUGGGUGCUGAAUGGAACCAAAGCCUGGAUCACCAACUGCUGGGAUGCCUCCGCCACUGUUGUGUUUGCCACCACAGACAAGAAACUCAAACACAAGGGUAUCAGCACAUUCCUGAUCCCCAUGCCACACCCAGGGCUUUCUCUGGGGAAGAAGGAGGAUAAACUGGGCAUCAGAGCCUCAUCAACAGCGAACAUAAUCCUGGAGGACUGCAGGAUACCGCUGGACAACAUGUUGGGCCCUCGUGGUGCUGGAUUCAAGAUCGCCAUGCAAACCCUGGACAGUGGACGGAUCGGCAUCGCCUCUCAGGCUCUUGGCAUUGCGCAGGCUUCUCUGGACUGCGCUGCAGACUACGCACUCAAGCGCAAUGCGUUCGGAGCCCCCAUCAGCAAACUGCAGGCCAUACAGUUCAAACUGGCUGACAUGGCUCUGGCAGUAGAGAGCGCUCGGCUGCUCACCUGGAAGGCUUCGCUUCUUCGAGAUUCAAAGAAACCCUUCACCAAGGAGGCAGCUAUGGCCAAACUAGCAGCGUCUGAAGCCGCCACGUUCUGCUCACAUCAGGCGAUCCAGAUCCUGGGCGGGAUGGGUUACGUGACGGACAUGCCUGCUGAGAGGCACUACCGCGAUGCUCGCAUUACAGAGAUCUAUGAGGGAACCAGUGAGAUCCAGAGACUGGUUAUUGCAGGCCAGUUACUGAAGGAAUACCAGUCAUAGACACAUUUUUGCCUUUGGCACCAUAUGGACAGAUCUGAGAUGUCACCUAAUCCAUAAACACAGUGAAGUCAGGCUGGAUCAAAUUCGACAUGAGCUAAGGUGCAGCUGUUUUAAGCAGCAGGUCUGUGAGACGACGCUACAGAUGUUCAGAGGGAAUUCAGGUGAUUUUACAUUUUACAUUACCUCCGGUGUUCAACAGAAGUUAGGACUGCAUGUUAAACUCUGUACGAUAAAUAUCUACCGCCAGUUUAAAGGGUCAGUUCACUUGGAAUUUAUGCAGAAUGUUUUGCUGUUCUGUGUUUUUUUUUAUCUCAACCUUUGACAACCUCUGUGUUUCUUGGUGCCCAAAGAACUUUAAAAAAGAUACUGAAAGAUUGAAAAGCACCUUGUUUUACAGAAAAUAUGGAACUCUUUAAUUAAUUUAAUAACUGGUGUUUAAAGGUCAUAAGGUGGGAAUGAUAAAAUCUAUAUUGGCACCAUUUUUCUAUUUCUCAUUACUGGAUGACAGGUCAGAUGCAGGAGAUCAGUUUGCAUCUCGUCACAGACCUGCAGCUAACGCUUACCUUCUUAUUAGCUGCAACCACAACCUUUAUCUAAAUGAACCAACCAACGAUACCAUACUUUUACUUUACUGAAAAA
Molecule: messenger RNA, 1999 nt
Organism: Monopterus albus (swamp eel)
Lineage: Eukaryota; Metazoa; Chordata; Actinopteri; Synbranchiformes; Synbranchidae
Gene: acads
Product: acyl-CoA dehydrogenase short chain
Exons: 10
Coding region: 11-1360 (449 amino acids)
Biological process (GO): butyrate catabolic process; fatty acid beta-oxidation using acyl-CoA dehydrogenase
Cellular component (GO): mitochondrion
Molecular function (GO): flavin adenine dinucleotide binding; short-chain fatty acyl-CoA dehydrogenase activity
Source: RefSeq, a predicted model, not a curated record